Molecule: messenger RNA, 877 nt
Organism: Camellia sinensis
Lineage: Eukaryota; Viridiplantae; Streptophyta; Magnoliopsida; Ericales; Theaceae
Product: actin-depolymerizing factor 1
Biological process (GO): actin filament depolymerization
Cellular component (GO): actin cytoskeleton
Molecular function (GO): actin binding
Source: RefSeq, a predicted model, not a curated record
AAACCCCGAAACGACUCCAAUUCAAACCCUCAUUUGUUCUCUCUCUCUCUCAAUUCGAUUUUUUUUUUUUUUUCAUAGACACAAAAACUUAAUCGUCGAAGCGCUAGAUUCUCUCGAUCGCUCUCAUCCUAUCCCUCUCUUUCUCUAAAAAUGGCAAAUGCAGCAUCGGGGAUGGCUGUGCAUGAUGACUGCAAGCUAAAGUUUCUAGAAUUGAAGGCAAAAAGAACUUACCGCUUUAUAGUUUUCAAGAUCGAAGAAAAGCAAAAGCAGGUUAUUGUGGAGAAGCUUGGUGAACCAGCUCAAAGUUAUGAGGACUUCACUGCCAGCCUACCUGCUGAUGAGUGCCGAUAUGCUGUCUACGAUUUUGAUUUCGUAACUGCAGAAAAUUGCCAAAAAAGCAGGAUUUUUUUCAUUGCAUGGUGUCCUGAUAUAUCAAGGGUAAGAAGCAAGAUGAUUUAUGCAAGCUCCAAGGAUCGGUUCAAGAGAGAGCUUGAUGGUAUUCAGGUAGAAUUGCAAGCAACUGAUCCUACUGAGAUGGGCCUUGAUGUUAUUAGAAGCCGAGCAAGCUAAAUUUUCAUACUUUGGAGAGUUCUCCACCCAUCUGCUUUACUAUGUUAAAUGUUUAUAGUUUGUGGAACCUAGAACUUCCCCAGGUAUAAUAUUGGCGUGUUGUCCGUCUUGUCUUCAUCAAGAACAUCAGUGGUGUCAAUUAUACAUUGUGGUUGUUAUUUGUGGGAUUAUGCUAUAUCUUCUUUUUGUGUGAUUUUGAUGAACUAAUAUGUGAUGGUUGGCGGGGAUAGAUAUUACUGAUGUCAGUCUGUUUGCAUACAUGAAAUGGAUAUUUUCCUAUCCUCUAUAGAUACGGCAACGUUAAAUA